AGGAACGAUGCCAAGGUGCAAGAACGCUUCCUUGGGUCAAGAAACCGCAGCAGAGGAGACUGAGAGGCCAUGGCGUCGUGAAGGGAGCAAGUAUAUUCACAUUCAAACGGGUCUCGCCUUCAAUACUGGAGCUUCAGUUGAGAGGUUCCACAACAUCUUCCUCACGAAGGACCUCUUCAAAUCAGCGACCUAUGCCCCGAACUUUACUCGGGCUCAGGUGCCGGUCAAGAAGACGUGUUUCAUCAAUGAAGCCAAGUUUUCCCGGAUCGUGUAUCGAGAGGAGGGGGAUGUUGCACCAAAUCUAGACCUGAUAGUCGCCGAAGAAGAAGAAGAAAGCCAAAACGAGAAUCAAGCUGAGUCAUCUCAAGCCGGAGGAAGUCGAGCCACGGAGCGCGUCACUCGUCAACGGAGGACUCGUCCGAGAGAAGAAGCACCGGAACCUUCUUGGGUGAAGAAGAUCUUCGAUACUCUCACGUGCAUCCGAGAUGACGUUUGCCAGCUCAACGAGAGGAUGACUCGUCUUGAGCAAUCUCGCUCCUACCGUGGCCCGCGUCACAGCUUUGGCGGAGGAGCUCGUCCGGCGAACUCUCUUUGAUUGUUAUUUUCUCUUGACUAAUUAUGAUACAUUGCUAUUUGUUUUGACUCUUUUGGUGGAUGAUGAUGUUUCCUUUCGAUGUUGCUAGUUGAUAUUAACUGCUUGUGUAUUAAUAUCUUUGUAGGCUUGGCAAUAUUGUUCUUAUUUAGAACAUAUUGUCCCUUUGUGGCAUUUUUUGUAAGAGUUCUCUUUUAAAGAAAACUCUUGCCUUUUU
Molecule: messenger RNA, 809 nt
Organism: Cuscuta campestris
Lineage: Eukaryota; Viridiplantae; Streptophyta; Magnoliopsida; Solanales; Convolvulaceae
Source: the annotation of a GenBank genome assembly